AUGGCUCUCUUCCAAAAGUUAGAAAUCACAAUUCCCUUUUCAAAAGCACUGCAACAAAUGUCUUCUUAUGCCAAAUUUAUGAAGGAUUUGUUGACCAAGAAGAGAAAGUACAUUGAAGAAGAAACAAUUGAGGUGCAAGGAAAUUGCAGUGCAAUCAUCCAAAAACUUCUACCACCAAAAUUCAAAGAUCCUGGCAGUUUUACUAUUCCAUGCACAAUUGGAAAACUCUCCAUUAGAAAAGCAUUGAUAGACUUAGGUGCAAGUAUCAAUUUGAUGCCUUUGUCUAUGUUGAAAAAAAUAGGGGACAUGGAAGUAAAACCAACAAGGAUGACACUUCAACUAGCAGACAGGUCUGUCAAGUGCCCAUAUAGAGUUAUUGAAGAUGUUUUAGUGAAAGUUGACAAAUUCACUUUUCCAGUGGAUUUUGUUAUUCUAGAUAUGGAAGAGGAUACUGAAGUCCCCCUUAUACUUGGUAGACCCUUUAUGAAGACUGCUAGGGUGAUAGUUGAUGUUGAUGAUGACCAUCUUAAGGUGAGGUUGCAUGAUUAG
Messenger RNA from Vigna angularis (adzuki bean), 549 nucleotides. RefSeq lists its product as uncharacterized. The coding region runs from base 1 to 549 and encodes 182 amino acids. The record is from RefSeq and is a predicted model, not a curated record. The transcript has a single exon. Lineage: Eukaryota; Viridiplantae; Streptophyta; Magnoliopsida; Fabales; Fabaceae.